Molecule: messenger RNA, 4399 nt
Organism: Seminavis robusta
Lineage: Eukaryota; Bacillariophyta; Bacillariophyceae; Naviculales; Naviculaceae
Source: the annotation of a GenBank genome assembly
GAUCGAUGCCAGGUUGGUUGCCUCACGCAAGAGCCACUGAUUUUGCUUGGCUUGGCCGGCUGAGAACAUCUGGCGGAACCGCUUCCUUUCGUUUCAUCACCGGUCAACGUUCGAUAGACGCAAGCUCUCAUUCAGUGGCGGCAACAAACAAACAAGCACAGCAAGCAAGUUGGUUGGUUGAUGGCGAACGGGAGACCACUCAAAAGACAAGUCACACAAAACAAAACCUGUCCAGGCAACACACGCACACACAGCAUCAAAUCAAUACGUCAACCAGAACCGAGUUCCAGUGUCUCUACAGUAGUCAUCAAGCCUUCUCAUCCGCAUCAGUCUUUCCUUGCCAGGUCCUCUCAUAAGACAUUCAUGAAUCAACUAAUCACAUCCAGAUAGCGAGACUAUACAUUGACGAGAGAGACGAGACUCAUACAGCUAGGGAGAAUGGUACAUGUAGCACAAGCGCACUCACAUCAUCACCAUGAACAACAAGACGAACAGGACCACCAUGGCGAACCAGGAAUGGAUGCCGUUGGACGGCGUCUGUCCGUCGUUUUGAACGCGCGCAAGAGCACCUCUUGUUGCGCGCUCGUCGUGGCGUUCUUUCCCAAGACGCACAAACACCGACUGCGGUUUGACGACGAUCACGAGAAGAACGUUCUGUUGCGGUCACUCGACUACAGUUGGAUCGACGUGGACGCCGUUCGACUUUCUGCGUUCGAACUGGCUAUUCAACGAGAUGCGGUGGGACGUCGCCUGGAAGUCUUUCAUCACGUCCGUCAAAAGUGGUACCAAGCCACCGUUCACAAGUACGUGGAACACUGUCAGCAACAUGCCGUGGUGCUGGAGCCGCAGGGCAAGGUCCAUCUAGUGGACUUGCAACAGUGUCCUUGGCGGUACACGGAUCUCAUUGGACCAGCAACGACAACGCGCAACACUCGCGACCUAGCUACUUCCAAGUACAUGGGAGUCGUGCGGUUCACACAAGGCACUUGGAAAGCUUACUACGGCGACGACAACAAGUACAUUGGUUGCUUCGAGUCGGAAAAGGAUGCGGCGUUGUCCUAUGACGUCUAUGCGCGUAAGCGACACACUUCCGUCAACUUUGAAAAUCGACGCAUUUGUCGCGCUCAAAUGAAGAUGUUGCGAGUGGAAGAACCAGCGGCACCGAAGGAGGUCCCGUCCACUCCCGUUGUGGUGCCAGUUACCGUCACUGUGACACCCGAAGUGAUUGAGUCAUUGCCGGUGUUGCAGCAAGAAGAGGAGACUGCCAAUAUUGUCAUGGCAUCGUCUACUGAAUCCGCGGAGGAAGAAGAGCACGCUCCAUUGGAGGAGACGGAGGGACCUGCAGAGGUUGAACACCACAAUGAUGACAACAUCGUUCGACCCGAUCCAGAGGGCGUUCAUGGCUCUUCAAUGAUGGAGGAGGAGAAUGAUGUUGAAUGUGGUUACUCGGCGAUGGUGGACGAUGUUGCUGCAGACGUUCAGCAAACACAGGAAUGCGCUGUCUCAACCAUGGUGGACGAUGUUGCAUCGGGUGCUGUGCCGGAUGUUCACCAAACACUGCAAUAUGGCGACUUUGUGAACGACGUUGCAUCUGGUGUUGCGGCGGAUGUUCAGCAGACACGGGAAUGUGGUGACUCAACCAUGAUGCACGAUGUUGAAUCGGGUGUUUCGGCGGAUAUUCAGCUGACACAGGAAGAUCCACCUGAGAAGCAGUCCGGAAGGGUGACUCCUACUUCCGUAACAGAGGAGGUCCAUGGUCAUGAUGGCGCAUGUCAUUCUCCUCGCAGUGAGAGGGAACACCUGGGUCAUGAACUUGAACAACAUGAAGAUGAGCCAAUGUUGUCACAUUCGGAUAUUCAUUCAGGAAUGGAAGCGAAAAGACGCAUCAGUACAAGCAGCAAUGAUGGUCAUCACGCUAGUGCAGCUGAAGAGGAGCAUGUGAUCCAGCAACAGGAGCCUGUGAAAGCUGCCCCACAAACAGUUUGUGCCAACAUCUUUGAAGAUUCCGAAGACGAGCGUGAUUGUGGUGUUUCUGAUGAUGUCAAGAUUACCAGCAACAACCACAAACACAGCAACAAUGUCGCCGCAAACAUCUUUGAGUCCGAUGAGGAUGACGAAGAAAGUGUGCAUGUCACACCAAAGAAGAAGCGCAAGAAGAAGAAGAAGGGAAGUAGUCAUCGCCAUCAUCGUCGUGUCAUUGAGGAAACACUUUCCUCAUUUGAUGAACUUGAUGGCAAAGAUAUGGAUUCCUCUGAAUUCCUUUCUUCUCCAACACCUACAAAGAAGAUGAAAAAGAUCAAACCUCCACCUUCCAAUCCAAAGAAGAAACGAAAGCGCUCUUCAUCACCCACUAACCCCAGAUUCCCUGUUGGCACUCGUUUUGUCAAAGAAUUCGAAGACUUUGGAACUUUCGAAGGGUUGAUCACUGCCUACGAUGGUAGACACUACCAAGUCUUCUAUGCAGCUGAUGGGGACGAAGAAGAACUCAGCGAAUAUGAGUUCGACAAGUAUGAGAUUCUUAGCGACAAGCAAACUACAGUCAGAGGCGCUGGUGGUUUGAAUUGUCCUCCCACCCCAAUAGCACAAAAGCGACAGAAGAAUGGCCAUAUGCGGAAAAAGAAACGCCGCGCGAAUGCAAUUCUGGAUUAGAUGUGGAAAGCGUGGCUUUGUGGCAUCAGAGCUCAAUGUUGAGCAUGGAAUUGAUCAACAAAGCUGUUUCCUGUCUGGUCUGGUCUGACGGGCUCUUGAAGGGUUGUUCUUACUCAUUCUGAAUGAGAUCCAUGACUGUGUCCUGGAAAAGGUGUAGGCAAUCAUACCGUAAUCAAGCUAGCUAAGCAAAGCAAUUCUCCAGAUUUCUCAUUGCUGUUGUCAUCUUGGUGUGUGGGCAUGCAGGCUGUGAAAACAACCACCACAACACGGGGGCCCUUGCUGGGCAUGUUUGCAUCUAUGCAUACAUGCAACAAACACAUGCAGACGGGUUUACCAUUGGCAACGUUGGUUGGGGCUCCCCAGUCGCCGAGGCAAACCUCUAAGAAACCGAGCAAAGUGGAUCAUUGCAAGAGUACCCUCACUUGGUUGCAACAUUUUGACUAGCUAGCUAGCCAAAAAGCCUGAUGCACAGGGAUAGCUUGGCUUCUUGGGUAGAUGACAAAACCAAAGAGAUUUCCAAGGCCCUUCUACCAGUAGGUACUAAAAGCUACUACAUGUCUCCAUCCAGAUGAUCGAAGCCACAGACUACAAGUAUUGAAAACUAGCUCGCUGCUACCGUAGUUGGCUAGCUAGCUACCUGGUACCUCCUGAUCCAUAGCAUAGCAAACCGGUAGCAUAGCAUAGAGCCUGAAGAGAAAGCUUGUGGGCAGCCAGAACCAGCCAAAGCCUGUACCUGUUUCUCGUUUCUGUUUGACUCCUGGAGGGUAAGAAUUCAGAUGGAUCAAGCAGAAAACCGAGAGGCCCGAAGAGUCAAGCUGGGAUACCAUUUGCAAGCUGGCUGCAGUGGAGAAGGCACUUCUGGUUGAAGUUAGCAAAAAGGGAGAGAGAGCGUGUGUGAAGCAUAGAAUCAGUGGAAUGAGUUGAGUAGAGAUGAUGAUUGCUCUUGUGGAUCAACGAAAAGGUUUGAAGGGUAAAAAGACUAAUCAAAGAUUCACUAUCCAUGCACAGCUGUUGUGUAAUCCGACCGAACAAGGCGAAAUCCAAAGAAGAAAGCAGUCAAUGUUGGAAAGAAUAGCACCGACAUACGCCGUUCUCUGCGGAUUGCAACUUGCAAAUUAUGAUUAUAAAAGACAUUCAUUACGAGAACAUGCCCCAACGGGGCUACAGUCAAGGAAGGUAUCGUCGACGGAGUUCGGCUACGGUAACCACCUUUGAUGCAACGAGAAUUAGGAAGAAGCAGCUUUGGCCUCGGCAACCACUGUGGUAGUCGCAACCGCCACUGCCCCAUCCUGUUUCAUAGGAACUUCCCUCUUGGUGUAGUAAAUCUCUUUGAUACUCUUUCCGCAUUUUCGACAGGUCGCCAUUCGAUGGACAAUGUCUUUCGUGUUCCACAAACCAAACAGCGCUGUCUGAGAGUGAUGUUCCACUAUAUCCACUGAUCCCGGCGAAGUACAGAACUGACAGGGACCAACGCUGGAUUCUACCAGAUUCUUGCUCUGUUUCUUUGUUGCGUAGAAGAAGACCAUGUUGGGUUUGCUGUUGUUGUUGUUGAUGUUGAUGUUGAUGGGAGUUUGUUUCAGCUCCUUGUUUUCGUUUUACAGUCAACAUUCAGAUAUAUAUACUGGGGGGGAUUCAGGAAUUCAGUAAAUAUAACAGAGAGAAUAAAUAUUGAUUUUAUCCCUAACCCUAACUAUUCCCGUAGAAUUGUACGUGCUCUAGUACUAAAAUAGGGUUAGAGUUAAAAAUGUGG